AGCCGUGGCAGUAUUUUAGUUUUAAGUGAGGAGGAGCGGCAGGAGUUUUUGUUUCAGGAGAAGCUGCCAUCAUGUCCAGAGCUACCAGGCAAGGAAGCGCGGCUAGCGACUUACCCAACCAGGAGAACAUGCUCCCCAGGCUCAGAGGCUCCCUUAAACCGCGAGCUGCCGAGAACCAAGAAAACCUUCCACCGAAGCAGGCCUCCAACAGAACCGUCCUGGGUGCCCUGCAGAACAACCAUCGGAGCCGAGCCCAGAACCAGCGCGGCGCGAAGCAGGAAGCUUCGCAACCCUUGGCUUGUAAAAAUGAAGACUUCAGCAAAAGCUGCUUCGAUAGGCCGCCUGUUAAGCAGCCGGCCUUCCAGAUCCAUGUGGAUGAGCCUGAUGGAGCCUGCACCAAGAAGCAAGUGGCCGAAAUGAUUAAAGCACAACCAGUGCUGGAAGAAUCUCUGUUGGCAGUCGGCAGUGCGGUGACCCAGCUCCGAGAGCCCCUGACCAACAUCAAUAUCCCACCAGCAAUGGAUGUCAGCUUUGGUUCUCCCAUGGACAUGUCUGUGAUUGAAGGGGAGGAAAAACCAUCUGGCGCAAACGACUUUCCAGAAUAUGCUGCUGAAAUCCACAAGUACCUCAGAGAAAUGGAGAUGAAAACCAGGCCUAAAGCAGGCUACAUGAAGAAGCAGCAUGACAUCACAAACAGCAUGAGGGCCAUCCUGGUAGACUGGCUGGUUGAGGUUGGAGAAGAGUACAAGCUCCAGAACGAGACUCUCUAUCUGGCUGUUAACUACAUCGACCGCUUCUUGUCGUCGAUGUCCGUUCUGAGGGGAAAACUUCAACUUGUGGGAACCGCUGCCAUGCUGCUGGCUUCAAAGUUUGAGGAGAUCUACCCUCCUGAGGUGGCAGAGUUUGUCUACAUCACAGACGACACCUACACCAAGAAACAAGUGUUGAAAAUGGAGCAUUUGGUGCUGAAGGUGCUCUCCUUUGACAUGGCGGCGCCAACAAUAAACCAGUUUCUCACGUUGUACUUCUGCCACCAUUCUGUUGCCAAACGGGUGGAGAGCCUGGCACUGUACCUCUCGGAGCUCAGUUUGGUUGAUUCGGAUCCAUUCUUGAAGUACCUGCCCUCGGAGACGGCGGCUGCUGCCUUCGUCCUGGCCAACAACACGGUGACUGGAGGCUCAUGGCCCCAGUCCUUGGUGGAGGAGACUGGUUACAGACUCGAUGAUCUGAUGCCAUGCAUCGAGGAUCUUCAUCGAACAUACGCCAACGCUGCGCAGCACGCCCAGCAGUCUGUCCGGGAGAAGUACAAGGGCUCAAAGUACCAUGAAGUUUCCAGCAUCAACCCACCAGCCACACUGCUGCUGAACUGACUGCAGUCUCCAUGAUUAACGUGCACGUGUACCUCGUUGUAGGUUAGGGUGUAUUUUUUUUAUUUUUUUGUAAAUGAUGU
Molecule: messenger RNA, 1450 nt
Organism: Nematolebias whitei (Rio pearlfish)
Lineage: Eukaryota; Metazoa; Chordata; Actinopteri; Cyprinodontiformes; Rivulidae
Gene: ccna2
Product: cyclin A2
Exons: 8
Coding region: 72-1370 (432 amino acids)
Biological process (GO): regulation of cyclin-dependent protein serine/threonine kinase activity; mitotic cell cycle phase transition
Cellular component (GO): cytoplasm; cyclin A2-CDK2 complex; nucleus
Molecular function (GO): cyclin-dependent protein serine/threonine kinase regulator activity
Source: RefSeq, a predicted model, not a curated record